GACGACGCGUGGGAGCAGGCCACCGGCGUCUCAAAGGACAACACCGGCGACCUUAAUACCUUCCUCUCCGUGCUCGCGGUCAACGUCGCUGUGCUCGUCGCGGCGCUCGUCUUCCUCUCCUGCAUGCGCAAGCUGUACCCCCAGGUUUACGCCAACAAUACCCGGACGAAGGCCGAGGGAGGCCUCGAGUUCGCCAUCCCCUUCAAGCCCUCGGAGGCUUUCUUCAGCUGGCUGCUGGCCAGCUACCGGGCUCCCCACGAGAGCCUGAGGGCGUGCGGCGUCGGCGUGGACUGCAUCCUGCUGCUGGACUUCACCUCGUUCGCCUGCCGCCUGCUCGCCUGGCUGGCCGCGCCUCUCGUGCUCGUGCUGGCGCCGCUGCACGCCGUCUGGGGCGGCGCGGGCAGCGGCGACCUGCUGGGCAGCGUCGGCAUCAACAACGUGCAGAACGGUUCUUGGAUCUACUGGAUCCACGGGUACGCCGUGUUCUACGUUGUGGCCAUGGCGGAGCACCUGCUCUUCUCGGAGAUGCGCUCCUUCCAGCUGGUCCGCUUCAGGUGGCUGCUCGAUCUGGAACCCCCCCGCUCCACCACCGUGCUGGUGGAGGGUGUGCCAGAGUCGCACUGCUCCGACCACGCCCUGAAGGAGUACUUCCAGAUGCUCUUCCCUGGCGCGGUCGAGCACGCCUGCGUCGUCAGGUACACGGGGCACCUGAAGGCUCUCGUGGAAGGUCUGAAGGACCGCAAGCUCGCGCUCGAGAAGGCCCGCUUCGCGAAGACGAAGAUCGACGUCGCCAUCGUGGACGAGAAGGUGGAGGCGAGGGGGGCGGAAGCUGGAGGCCUCCCUCCCCAGGGAGCCGGAGGGCGCCCGAUGACCAGGAAGCACGAGAAGCUCGAGGCCUCGCGCGCGGCCCUGGAGACGGAGGUGCAGCACCUCGAGCGGGAGGUGCUGGAGCUCCAGACGGAGGCCCGAGCCGAGCGGAAGCGCAUCCUGGAGGACGGCGAGCUCCCCAUGGUGCAGCAGGCGAACCUCUUCGGCGACGUGGAGAACGUGCUGUCGGAGAAGGCGCGAGCCGUGAACGCUCCGAGCGGCUUCGUGACGUUCCUGUCCGAGCGCGAGGCGAUGCUCGCCCUGAACAUGAGGUGUAACGCGGACGUGGAGAACUUCGUGAUGUCGAUCCCACCCGAGCCGUCGAACGUCAAUUACGGGGACCUCGGCGUGCCGCUGUUCAGGCAGAAGCUCUGGGGCCUCGUAGGGUACGGGCUCAUCUUCGGGGUCUUCUGGAGCUACCUGCCCUUCAUCGUGCUCAUCUCGUCCUUCACCAACCUGCAGGCGCUCAGGAGCAGCAUCCCGGUGGUGGACAACAUGAUCAAGGCGUUCCCCCCGUCGCAGAUCUUGCUUGAAGGCCUGCUGUCGACGCUGGCCCUGGUUAUAUUCAUGAGCUUCUUGCCGACCAUCUUCAUGUGGGUCUUCCGGAUGUGCUUCACCCUGAAAUCGCAGGCUGGCGAGCAGCUCAAGCUGCAGGUGGAGUGCCGACAGACGGCUACGCGCAUGGCCGAGGAUGGCACCUGCUGA
Prorocentrum cordatum is the source of this 1572-nucleotide messenger RNA. The record is from the annotation of a GenBank genome assembly. NCBI's taxonomy places the organism in Eukaryota, Dinophyceae, Prorocentrales, Prorocentraceae.